This is a messenger RNA of Entamoeba invadens IP1, 1491 nucleotides long. RefSeq lists its product as hypothetical. The transcript has a single exon. The coding region runs from base 1 to 1491 and encodes 496 amino acids. Lineage: Eukaryota; Evosea; Mastigamoebida; Endamoebidae. The record is from RefSeq and is a predicted model, not a curated record.
AUGACAACACUUUCCCCGCUUCACGUCUAUUGUGUUUUGGAAUUUUUAUCAAUUUCCGAUAUAAAGAAGAUAUCCUUCAUCAACAAAAGACUGAGUCAUAUUUUAGUGCACUCUCCGUAUCUAUUUUCCUCAUCAUUCCAAAACUUAACACCCAAAGCAAUCUAUGUUUCCGGAGACUUAACUGACAAUUUCCAACUCAACUUUUCUCACAUCCGCUUCAUGGAUGUGCACAUUGGCUCCGAAAAUAUCAGCGUUUCAUAUCCCAUCGUAAAUGACGAAAAGACUAAUGACGUGGAUACUGAAUAUUCUGACAGUGCAAGUGACUCGGAAAAUUAUAAAGACGUUUCCAUCGUCCCAGCCAUCGAUCCGGACUUCGACGAGAUGAUGCGAGACUCCUUCGAACCUCAAAAACACAAAGUUAGGUCUCUCCGUGUUUUUCUCCCGACGAAAUGUCUUGUUUCUCUGAAGCCUUUUUCCAACUUAGAGAAACUGACUUUGUGUUAUGACUUAUUACCAACAGUAUUUAAGAAACCCUUGUCUUCUCCAGAAUUCGCGGAAGACCCCGAGACCAAAUUUUGGAAAAGUGUUCCGAACGACUUUUGCAGAGUUGUUGGAGCGCCCCUUCCCCUCCCACAAAUUGUUUUAGACUUUUUGAAGGCAUUGGGACCGUUUUGUAAGAAGGUGGUGACCCCUAACGUAGCCAAUUACACACAAAAGACGUUUGGGUAUAUGGAGAGUAUGAAGGAUAUAACAUUUUAUCUCAAGCAACACAUCCACCCAACGACGAUACCACACUUGGCAGACAAUGUGAUAUUAAGCAGUGAAGUUGUCGAUUUUGUGUCGCAUCGACUUGCUGGGAAGAAGAUGUCAUACACUGUCUUCACUCAAAAGUACUUCCCGCACUUUGUGAAGUGUAGCCAUGUCGUUGAAAUCCACUCAGCACAAAACGUGUUUUCAAGAGGACAACUUGUGACGAUCAAAACCCCAUCAACGGUCAACAGUUUGGUGUACAAGGAGGAACCCCCGACCCUCCAAAAGUCGUUUGACUUCUCUUUAUUCACACAGUUGGUGUCACUUGACUUGUCUGCAACACAAUUUGUUGUGCGGAAAGUUGCGUUACCGACUUCACUCAAAGAGUUGAGUGUGGACUGCUUCACCAAACGCAUGAGUGACCUUGGCGAGAUACCGAAUAGUGUUACAAUGUUGACAUUAAGACAGUUCAUAGACACUGAAAUUGUGUUACCACCAGCAGUUGAGGUAUUAGACUUACGGUGGUUUGGGCAUUGUGUUGCUAUAGCGAAUUUAGAGUUCUUAACGAAGUUGGUCAAGAUGGAUAUCAGAGGGUUUAAAGUGCGUCACUUAUCUUUUCCGUCAUCAUUGCAGUCGCUCACCAUCUCGUGCUGCCAUAAGUUAGAAAGCGUUGAUGAUUAUAACACGAUCUUUGACUUACACCCGACUAUAGAAGACUGUCCAUUGAUUGCAUUUAAUUAA